Messenger RNA from Cydia amplana, 2066 nucleotides. It is a transcript of the gene Cog4, whose product is annotated as conserved oligomeric Golgi complex subunit 4. Bases 33 to 2066 code for a protein of 677 amino acids. The record is from RefSeq and is a predicted model, not a curated record. The transcript is spliced from 13 exons. Lineage: Eukaryota; Metazoa; Arthropoda; Insecta; Lepidoptera; Tortricidae.
GUUUUUAGUUUAUUUCUCUGUAAAUCGGCAUAAUGUCGUUAAGUCUCCUUUUAGAGAAAUACGAUGUGUCUAGUGAAGAAGGUUUAAAAAAAGCGCUUCAUGAAAUCGAACAGGAAGAAACGGAGGUAGAUGAGGCACUUUCCAAUGUCCUAUCAAAGGCAUGCUCGUUGGAAGGGCGGCUGCGGACCGCAAGCCAAGCGUAUGCCAAGCUAGGCGAGGUGAAGGCAGACACACAGAUUGCGGCAGACAUGGUAGACAAGACUGCAAUGUUGGCUAGAGACGUCAGUGCUAAAGUGCGGCAGCUGGACUUGGCUAGGUCCCGAGUGGCAGAGUGUCAGCGGCGUGUCAAUGACCUCAUAGAUCUGCAAGUGUGCAGUGCAGGAGUUGAGGCGGCCAUCAAAGCACAUGAUUAUGAAACAGGCGCGGCGCACGUGGCUCGCUUCCUCAGCAUGGACCCGGGGUCAGUGGCGGCGGCGCGCGCGCGGGGCGAGCACGACCCGCGCGACGCCAUGGCUGCCGCGCAGGCCACGCUACGCGACCAACUCGUACGCAAGUUUGAAGAAGCGGCGCGCAAGGACGAUGAAUCGGCUGUGGAGCGUCUCUUCAAGUUAUUCCCUCAGAUCGGCCGAGCUGACGAGGGCGUCGACCUACUAGCUAGAUAUCUCGCUAAUAAGUCGGAGGCUGCGAUCCGACGCGCCUGCACCGUGCCGGAUCCGACGUCCGACGCGGCGGUAUUCGCGGACGCCUUCACGCGAUCACUGGAAGCCGGAGGGCGGAACGUGGACCGAGCGAGAUUACUUGCAGCUGGACGCGCUCCUGGACUGCUGCCGCGGGCGCUGGCGCUUAUACAACCAGUGAUUUGCGCAGGCGGCCGGCGCGUCUACCACGAGUUAGUAUCAGCGCGACUGACAAACGCACGUCGCUCCGCGCUCCACGCUGAACCUGUUUUAGCCGAGCUAGCACUCGCACACUCUACCAUUCAUAUAUACUUCACGUUCGUCAGGCGAAGGGCUGAGGCGGACGCAUCAACAGUGGACGAAGAGACGAAAAAAUCAUGUUUAGCGUCCACAGAAAAGAUCAUCGCUGAAUGCGACCUGACUAGGACCGCUCAGGACUUGCUGGGACAUUAUCUCGCCUUGGAAAGGUUCUUCUUAGAAGAGAGCGUUGGCAAAGCUCUCAAGAUGGCGGCACCACAAGUCGGGGCAACCAGCUCGAGUCUGGUUGACGAUGUCUUCUUCAUUGCCAGAAAAGUUAUUCGCCGCAGCAUCUCUACGGGCAGCGUGGACGGCGCGUGCGCGGUGCUGAACGAGGUGUCGGCGCUGCUGGAGCGCGACGCGGCGGCCGCGCUGCGGCGCUGGCUGCGCGCGCCCCCGCCCGAGCCCCUCCCCCUGCCCCCGCCCGGGCCCGGCGCCGGCACGGACCGGUACAGGGAGCUGGACGCGCAGGCGCAGCUCUAUGUGGCACACCUAAAUGAAGCUGAAUCCGGCGCCGAAUGGUCCAUGCGGCUCGCCACAGAAGCUUGCGCACUAGCAGAGCCCCUUCUCAGUACCGGCGGACGCGACAAGCUGGUGUCGUGCGCUGAGAGUCUAGCUACUGCCGCGGCGGCUUUCAAGGCCGCUAGGGACUUGGGGCUAGAGGGGAUAACGGCUGCGCUGAAGCAUAAGGUCACUAAGUGGGCUGACGCGGUUGCUGAUCCAGAUGGAGAUAGUAUGGAAGACGAUGCCGACGCGCUACCUUCAGCGUUGGACACUUUAGCUGAAGCCUGCAAGGCCCAGCUGUCAGCCGCCGCGGCCAACCAACUGUUGACUACCAUAGUUCAAGACUUGGCUACUAGGGCAGAAGAAAGACUGCUGGUGCAUCAUUAUGAUCAGACGGGCGGGUUGGUGGUGGAGCGGCGCGCGCGGCGCCUGGCCGCGUGGGCGGGGGGCGCGGCUCCCGGCGCGCGGGAGCGCUGCGCGCGGCUGUCGCAGGCCGGCGCGCUGCUCGCCGCCGACCAGCCCGCCAGCGCUCCGAGCGCGGCCAGGCUCACGCCCCGCCGGCAGAGGGCGCUGCUGGCCCGCAGGUAA